GAGGCUUGUCCGUGUGUUCGCUUGCCUCCAUCGAUCCGCGGAAAUGUCGUGAAAACCUGGCCUUUGAACUGAAGUCUCAUGACGAUCGGUCAUGAGCGAGCUGUUGUUAGUCCCGCCCGCACGCAGGGCGUGACGGGCAGGAGGCCGAUCCGCUUGCACGGAACGUAACCGUCCGUUACAAACUCUCCAAAGCACAGAUAUUACAUCACACUCGCCGUACAGAUGCGGUUCUCGUCUUGUGCAAUUCUCACAAACGUAUCGCAGGAGCUUUUCCAACAAUUCUCACAAACGUAUCGCAGGAGCUUUUCCAACGAUGCCGUCCGAGCUACAGGCCAUUUAUCCGUGGACGAAGUCCCCCCUCAUAACAAGCGCGCCCAUGCGUUUGAUAGCCCUCUCUAAGCUGUGCGUCGAAGUCAGCAAAGCCGGCGGAAUAGGCUUCCUUGGCUCCGGCAACGACCAAACGAAUCUGGAGGACGAGCUUCAAAAAGCAGUGGACCUGUGCAAGGCCGCAAGCCUGCCAACGUCGCCGGUGCUGCCGAUCGGCGUGGGCUUCAUCAACUGGGGAGCGGACCUGGACGAGGCUGCUCGGUGCGUCGAGAAAUUUAGGCCCUGUGCCGUUUGGCUCUUCGCCCCAAGGAACCUCGAGAACCUGGUCAAGUGGACAGACACCUGUCGAGAACGCACGGGCGGGGCCACGCAGAUCUGGAUCCAGGUGGGCAGCGUUGACGAGGCGAAACGCGCUGUGGCGGCGUGCCAUCCAGACGUGCUAGUCGUGCAAGGAGGCGACGCAGGCGGCCACGGCCUCAACAAGGCCGCCUCGGUCAUCACGCUGGUCCCCGAGGUGGUCGAUGCGCUGACGGGCAUGAAGAACAGCGGCGAAAUCAGCAAAGUGCCUUCCGUCAUUGCCGCCGGUGGCAUUGCCGACGGGCGUGGACUGGCAGCGUCGUUGGCGCUGGGCGCGCAGGGCGUGUGCAUGGGAACUCGCUUCCUUGCGAGCACAGAGGCCGUCGUUGCCAAAGGCUACCGCGACGAGGUGAUUCGCGCAAGUGACGGCGGACAGACGACGAUUCGUUCGUCCGUGUACGACAAGCUGCGUGGCACGACCGAGUGGCCGGAUCAAUAUGGCGGGAGAGGCGUUGUCAACAAGAGCUACCACGAUGCUGUGAGCGGCAUGGACUGGGAUGAGAAUAUAAGACUGUACCAGGAAGCCGUAAAGCUCGGCGACGCUGGAUGGGGAGCGGAGGGAAGGAUGACGACGUAUGCCGGUACCGGGGUCGGGCUCGUGAAAGCCGUCCAGAAUGCCGGCGACAUCGUGAAAGAGGUGCGCGAAGCUGCGGUAACGAUCCUAGCUGAGUUGCACAAAGCGUAGUACUAUACAUAUAGGGGCUUCAAAAGCCACUUUCAGUGAGCCCGCGUUCCUUCACAUAAGUCAUAAUUGCGCUCAAGGGUAUCAAGCAUUCUUCGUCAAAUUCAUAGCUCGAGCCUGCCGAAGCUCAC
This is a messenger RNA of Verruconis gallopava, 1497 nucleotides long. RefSeq lists its product as uncharacterized. The transcript has a single exon. The coding region runs from base 314 to 1369 and encodes 351 amino acids. The record is from RefSeq and is a predicted model, not a curated record. Gene Ontology annotation, molecular function: nitronate monooxygenase activity. NCBI's taxonomy places the organism in Eukaryota, Fungi, Ascomycota, Dothideomycetes, Venturiales, Sympoventuriaceae.